This is a messenger RNA of Panicum virgatum (switchgrass), 837 nucleotides long. RefSeq lists its product as uncharacterized. Lineage: Eukaryota; Viridiplantae; Streptophyta; Magnoliopsida; Poales; Poaceae. The record is from RefSeq and is a predicted model, not a curated record. The coding region runs from base 1 to 837 and encodes 278 amino acids. Gene Ontology annotation, molecular function: DNA helicase activity. Gene Ontology annotation, biological process: telomere maintenance; DNA repair. The transcript has 3 exons.
AUGGCUGGUUAUGAGGAAAUUCUUGAUCAUGUUUUGAAGAACAAAGGACAGGUGUUCUUUGUAGAUGGUCCAGGCGGCACCGGUAAAACUUAUCUCUACAAAACUUUGAUUGCUAAGGUGCAGUCUAUGGAUCUUAUUGUUGUUGCUAUUGCUACAUCUGAUUACUUAUUGAGGAUUGGUAAUGGGACCGAGGAAGCAUUUGAGGGUGACCACGUGUGGCUUCCUGAUGACAUUUUGAUUCACAAUCCUCCGGAGGAUGAUUCCAUUGACAUCCUUAUUGAUCAGGUGUUCCCGAAUCUUGUUGCUAAUUGCACUUCUACCUCUUAUAUGCGCGAGUGUGCGAUACUAUCCACCAUGAAUGAACAUGUUGAUGCCGUGAAUGCACUUAUGAUUGAUAGAUUUCCGGGGAAGCAGAAGAUUUUCUAUAGCUUCGACUCUGUGGAUGAUGACUCACCUCGGCUGGUGGUACGGGGAUUCCAGAAUAAUUCGAUUGAUGCUGAGAUUGUUAAUGGGCAGCAUGCAGGAAAGAGGGUGUUCAUACCAAGGAUACCAAUGUCUCCUUCCGAAGACCUCACUCUUCCAUUCAAGUUUAAGAGGAAGCAAUUCCCCAUCAGGUUGAGUUUUGCGAUGACAAUUAACAAGGCGCAGGGGCAGACCAUACCUAAUGUAGGUAUCUACCUCCCCAAGCCUGUCUUUUCACACAUACAAUUGUAUGUGGCUCUGUCAAGAGGUGUAUCUCGUGAGAGUACGUGGGUUCUUGCAAAGAGAAACAUGAACAUCGAUCCUGCUGGAAAGAGUACGAAGAAUAUUGUAUACACAGAUGUCUUGAAAUUGUGA